UGAUAUUAACUGACAUGAUUGAAUUACAAAAGAGUGAGAAAGAUAAGAAAUUUACUCACAUUCCGGCGCUGCUUUUAUCUCUCAGCCAUAUCUAACAUCUUCUUUUAUAAAAAAAAAAAUAUAUCAUCCAAAUAUUUUAUUUGUUGUUAUUCCCGAUGCCUACUUGACGACCUGCACUAUACAUAAAAUAGUGACUCCGACUCCCGAAGCUAAUCUAUUGCCUCCCUUUUAUGUGAACAGAACAACAAUAGCAGUUUAAACUUUAAAGUAGAAUAGGGAUUUAACUUAGUAUUUAUACUCAACAAAAUAUUUAAGCUGAUUAUAAAGAUACUAAUUGACAAAGAGGAUGGAAGAGCCUGUUUCUCUCUCACAUUUCGGCCCUGCUUCCUGAGGCAUGCCUAUUAGCUUCAGCAUUAUGCAGAUGCUAUUACUUCUCUUCUUCAAUCUCUGUAUAUUUCCUCAUUAUUGUAACACAUUGCAUGCAAGCAGAGUCACUCAUCUUCCAGGCUUCAAUGGCUCACUCCCUUUCUAUCUUGAAACUGGCUAUGUGACCGUCAAUGAAAAGAGCGGUGCAGAGCUCUUCUACUACUUUGUAGAGUCUGAUAGGAAGCCCAAAGAUGAUCCACUCAUCCUUUGGCUUGUUGGUGGCCCUUACUGCUCUGGUUUUAUUGGCUUCGCCUUAAAUAUUGGCCCUCUUAAGUUUAAUGUAAAAGCAUAUGAUGGAACUUUGCCUACUUUAAUUUCAAAUCCUUAUUCAUGGACAAAGAUCUCCAGCAUUAUCUUUUUGGAUUGGCCUGUGGGGACUGGAUUCUCAUUUUCAAGAAGCAUGGUGGAUUAUCAUACUGAUGAUGUACAAUCCACAAAACAAAUCUAUAAGUUCCUUAUAAAGUGGUUGCUU
Dendrobium catenatum is the source of this 898-nucleotide messenger RNA. RefSeq names its product serine carboxypeptidase-like 18. The record is from RefSeq and is a predicted model, not a curated record. The transcript is spliced from 5 exons. Lineage: Eukaryota; Viridiplantae; Streptophyta; Magnoliopsida; Asparagales; Orchidaceae. Gene Ontology annotation, biological process: secondary metabolic process; proteolysis. The annotation marks the transcript as partial. Gene Ontology annotation, molecular function: acyltransferase activity, transferring groups other than amino-acyl groups; serine-type carboxypeptidase activity.